Molecule: messenger RNA, 4411 nt
Organism: Cucumis melo (muskmelon)
Lineage: Eukaryota; Viridiplantae; Streptophyta; Magnoliopsida; Cucurbitales; Cucurbitaceae
Product: protein NLP4
Exons: 4
Coding region: 1041-3863 (940 amino acids)
Molecular function (GO): protein binding; DNA-binding transcription factor activity
Source: RefSeq, a predicted model, not a curated record
CCAUUAGUUUUCACCCACACAUCACAUAAGCGAUCGAGAAAGCUCUGUUUUCCCAUUAGCUUUUCAUUUUCUUUGUUUGUUUCUUUCUGUGUGUGUGUGUGUGUGUGUGUGUGUUAACUGUUUAAGAGAAGAGAGUGUGCAAGUUGACUUUACAGCGAGAAUUCCAAAGCCGGACGCAAAGGGGGAGUUGGGUUGAUGAAAAAACUUUUGUGGGGUCAUGCUCGAACUUCGAAGAAAGAAUCUUCAGCAUUAGAAUCACACUGAAUAAAGCAGUACUUACAAGGAAAGGGGCUGAAGAGAGGUAUUAUUGGGAGAAGGACUUUGGUGUUUUUGUGGUUUUGGGCUGCAAAAAUGGAAAAAACUUUCUGAAGAAAUCAUUCUUCAUUUCUGCAGAGUUUCUCGUGUUCCUAGUCUUCAGACACUUCUUCUUCCUACCCAUUUCAGGAACAGUGCAGGAAUAAUAUAACUAACCUUUUGGGAAUCUCUUUGAAUCUUUCAAAUUUGUGAGUUCAGAACUAUUUAUUCUUCUUUGUUGGGUUUCCUCCUCCUCCUCCUCCUCCUCCUUCUCCUCCUCCUCCUUUUUCUUCUUCUUCUUCUUCUUCUUCUUCUUCUUCUUCUUCUUCUUCUUCUGUGUUUGGGAAUUUUUGGUGUGUUUGUUUGGUUGUCUCGUCUUUCUUGGUGGGAGAAUCAGUGGGUGAAACUUUGGCAAAUAUAAUUCUGAAAAGAAACUUUAUUGUAUUUUGAUCCUACUUUCUUUUGUGCUUUUAGUGAAUCAUAAGCUUUUUUGACCGUGGGGUUUUCUCUGUGUAUGUUAAAAGUCUUCUUCGGUGGCUAACUUUGUUCUCUGAACCUGUCCUUGUUUCAUAUAGAAUCCACUGAAUAUGUUUCUUAUAAUAUUCAACAGGUUGGUUCUUCCUAAACAUGGAAUGGAAUUUCUUCUUCUGGGUUUGUAUCUGAUAUUGGAUCGGUUUAAGCUAUAUCUGAAUCAUCAGUGGUAAGAAGUUCUAAGCAUCUUGGAGUUUUCUGGGGAGUUUUCUUUUAUGGAUGAUGGUAUGUUAUCACCAGCUACAAUGCUGGAUGCUCCAGCUGAAACUGCCAUGGAUUUAGACUACAUGGAUGGGUUGUUUUUGGAUGGUUGUUGGUUAGAAACAGCUGAUGGUACUGAGUUUCUUCAUACUAGCCCUUCAAGUUUUGGUGUCAACUUAGACCCUUUGAUUGGAUGGCCUGCUACAGACAUGAAUGGUGAUUUUAACAUGACCCAGAUUUCAAGAAGUAAUCAAGAAGAAGGUAGGAAAAUCUCGACUGAUGAGAUGUCUUUGGGGAGGAAAAGAAUUGAUAUGGGGCAAGAGGAAUGCUCUGAUCAAUCAGAAAACAAUGGUUUUGAAGGUUCUGAAAUGUGUAGGAGAUUGUGGAUAGGACCUGGGGAACAUUUGGGUUCUCCAACUUCUGUUAUGGAGAGAUUGAUUCGAGCUGUUGGGUAUAUCAAAGAUUUUGUAAGAGACAAAGAUGUUCUUGUACAAGUAUGGGUGCCUAUAAAUAGAGGGGGAAGAAAUGUUCUCAUAACAAAUGAUCUCCCAUUCUCUCAGAAUUCUAGCUGCACAAGACUCACUAAAUACCGCGACGUCUCUGUAACAUAUGAAUUCACUGCUAAUGAAGAUUCUAAAAAAGCUUUGGGAUUGCCUGGUCGAGUUUUCUCCAGGAAGGUUCCAGAGUGGACUCCUGAUGUUCGAUUCUUUAGAAGCGACGAAUACCCGAGAGUCAAUCAUGCUCACGAACAUGAUGUACGUGGAACUGUAGCACUUCCUAUUUUUGAACAAGGUAGCAAGAACUGUUUAGGAGUCAUUGAAGUUGUCAUGGUUACCCAGCAGGUCAAAUAUGGUUCAGAACUUGAGAAUGUUUGCAAAGCUCUUGAGGCAGUCAAGCUUAGGAGCUCUGAUGUUAUUGGCCACCCGAAUAAAAAGGUAUUUAACAGGUCCAACGAAGCUGUAUUACUAGAGAUUCAAAACACUUUGAAAACAGCUUGUGAAACGCACGGCUUGCCUUUGGCACAAACCUGGGCAUCGUGUAUCCAACAAAGUAGAGGGGGUUGCCGGCACUCGGAUGAGAACUACAGUUGCUGCGUAUCGACGGUAGACCGAGCUUGCUUUGUAGCCGAUCAGCGAAUUCAGGAAUUUCAUGAGGCAUGCUCUGAGCAUCAUUUGCUAAAAGGCGAAGGCAUUGUUGGGAUGGCAUUUAAAUCUAAUGAGCCGUGUUUCUCAAGUGAUAUUACAUCCUUUUGUAACACAGAAUAUCCUCUUUCUCACCAUGCCAAGCUGUUUGGAUUACAUGCUGCAGUUGCAAUACGCCUUCGUUGCAUUUAUAUUAGUAAAACCGAUUUCGUACUAGAGUUCUUCCUGCCUGUAAAUUGUAGAGAUCCUGAAGAGCAGAGAGUGCUACUCACUUCAUUGUCCACAAUUAUACAACGAUCUUGCAGGAGCCUGCGUCUUGUAACAGAUAAGGAGUGUAGGGAGGAAAAUAUGCAACAAUCUUGUAGAAGUUUACAUCUUGUUACAGAUGUUAAACUUGGAGAGGAAAGCCAGUUUCCAUUUGGAGAGGCGGGUCUCGGUGCAAAUGGAAGAUCCGCUAUGCAGGACAUGUCUAAGGUACAAAACCAUCAGUUAGAAACGAGUCAUCGAACAAAUUCAUCUGUUCAAAACAUCCAACAACAUAGUGGCUUUGUCUCAUUUUUCCAGGGGGGCAAACCAUCGGAAGUCUUAAGUUCCUCUGGUUACCAGCAUCGUGGAUUUAAUUACGAUCUGAAUGGAGUUGUCGAGGACAGUGGGGAGUGCACAACGGUAGGUAAUGGUACCUUGCCUGAUGUAGGUUUGGGAAAAACUGGUGAGAAAAGACGAACCAAGGUGGACAAGACUAUCACCUUACAAGUUCUUCGGCAAUAUUUUGCGGGUAGCUUAAAAGAUGCUGCAAAAAGCAUUGGAGUUUGUCCUACCACAUUGAAAAGGAUAUGUCGGCAACAUGGGAUUAAACGUUGGCCUUCUCGGAAAAUAAAAAAGGUCGGUCACUCAUUGCAGAAACUCCAGCUCGUAAUUGACUCGGUGGAAGGCGCAUCUGGUGCUUUUCAAAUUGGAUCCUUGUAUUCUAAUUUCCAGGAGUUGGCCUCUCCAAAUCUAUCAGGUUCAGGUUCAGGUCCACCUUUUGGUGCAAAGAUGGGAGAUUGCCUGAAAACAUCAAAUGAAGUUGGUAUGAGCAACCUCCAACGUGCAGCAUCAAAAUCUCCAUCCUCUUCAUGUAGCCAAAGUUCGAGUUCGAGCCAAUGCUUUUCUAGUCGAAGCCAUCAAAAUAUUCCCCAUUGGAACGAAGCAGGAAGUGAAGAUCAAAUGGGUGGAGUGAAUCCUUGCGAUGGAGAGCUAAAGAGGGUCAAAAGUGAAGUAGAGAUACAUGUAUCGAUUAUGGAAGGAUCAAACGUUCCUCGAAGAUCCCAAAGCUGCAAAUCUCUAUGCAAACAUCCAGGCGCAGAAUGUGUAGUGCACACAGCAAAAGAAAGCAAUGGGAUGGCGGAAGCAGUCGAAGUUCAGAGAGUAAAAGUCAGCUUUGGGGAGGAGAAAAUCCGUUUUCGAGUUCAUAACCGGUGGAGACACGAAGAGUUACUGAAUGAAAUCGCAAAACGAUUUAGUAUCAGUGACAUAAGUAAAUUUGAUCUCAAGUAUUUAGAUGAUGAAUCUGAAUGGGUGUUAUUAACAAGUGAUACAGAUCUGCAGGAGUGUUUUCAUGUUUACAAAUCAUCUCGGGUCCAAACAAUAAAACUAUCGCUUCAGGUGUCUCGUCGCCAUAAGAGAAACUUUCUUGCAAGCAGUGGCUUCUCAUGAUCAACUUGCAAUGACAGACAUUGCAAGAAAGCUAAUGGAGGAGCCACAAAGCUUCUUCAUUUCCCAUUUUCUAAAAGGACUCAAAUUUUACAAUAACAACAACAACAACAAAAAGAAAAAAAGGGUCUUUGUUUUAGAUUUUUCAGGUGGAAAGUGGAAAGCCAUGAAUGAGUAUGCAAAUAUGUUUUUCUGAAUUUGAAGACAAGAAAGUCCAAUCAACUAUUGAAGGCAUCUUUUUGCCUUUGUUUAAGAAGCAAGCCAAAGCUUGUGUCCUUUGGGGUUACAUGUUGGCAAUGUCAUGACAACUACCUCGUAUGUAAAUUACCUUUCUUCUUCUUUUUUUUUUUUUUCUUCCAUUUAGCAAUUGGAAAAAUAGUCUUUUUUCUUUUUCUUUUUGACUUUUGGGGUUUGUAUGUAAAUUUGACUUGUUGAGGGUGACAUAAAUGUGGCUGAGCUGGGAAAGACUUUUUUGAAGAAACAAAUAUUUUAUAUGCUCUGACGUCAACUUCUCUGUUGGCAAUAAAAUUAUCGAUAAUAUUUAUUGCUUA